This is a messenger RNA of Pelagomonas calceolata, 1706 nucleotides long. NCBI's taxonomy places the organism in Eukaryota, Pelagophyceae, Pelagomonadales, Pelagomonadaceae. The record is from the annotation of a GenBank genome assembly.
GCUAUCCCAGCCCCGCCGCGCUCGCGCACGCUGCGUUGCUGCGUGCAACUUAGCGGUACCACAUACAGACCUCACGGUCUUUAUCUGACAGCGCGGCGGCAAUACAGUCAGCACUCGCGUGCCUAACAGCACAACAGGAGGAGGCCGCGACUCGCCGUCGCCGCGCGCGCGCACCAAUGACGACCCAGACCCUCGUCCUCCAGGGCGAGAGCGAACUAAGGUUAGAGGUCGACUUCGACAAGAUUGUUGUGGUGACGGUCAAGGAGGGCAUCGCGGAAGUGCUGGGCCUGGAGCUCGCCCAAGGCAAGGAGUACGCUUUUGCUGGUGCGAAGGUCGCGAUCUACACCUGGUUCGGCGCGCGCGUGGAAGUCGUCGGCGAGACGACGAGCUGCUACGCUACCGGUAGAGGCGAAACGACGCAGCACGCGACGUUAAAUGCGCAUUCGUACUUGGAGACCAGGAGGGACGAGGCGGCGCGCAAGGUCUCGGAGUCCAUCGCGGGCGCGUCCUACAAGGCCUGCGAGACCGGUUUGGGUAUUGCGAAGGGCGAGACGGCCAUGCCGGCCGACGAGAGCACCUCUGCAUUGAGUGGUGUCUGUGCUGAGUACUCCAAAGCCUGCGCACCUACGUCGGAGUGUCGCGGGCCUAGGGUAUUGGUGUGUGGCCCGACGGACUCCGGCAAGUCGACGCUCUGCGCGACGCUGUGCGCAUAUGCAGCGAGGUUAGGCCGAGAGCCGGUCUUCGUCGACCUGGAUCCCGGUUUAGGGGACUGCGGCGCGCCGCCCGGCGCCAUCGCGGCUUGUAGAGUUGAUAGAGAUCGAGCAACAGUACAAGAAGGUGUUGUGGGUGGGGUUGAUGAUGCUCCGCUGGCAUUUUGGGUCGGCUCCACGGAACCGCAGGAAAACUCGGCGUUGUACGAUCAUGUGGUGGAACAAUUAGCCAAGGCCUGUGCUGAGAGAUUACACGCGGACCGAACGCUAGACGUGUCGGGGCUCAUCAUCAACUCGUCGGGCUGGGUCGACGGCGACGGCUUCCAGUCCUUAUUAAGGAUCGCGUCGGCGUUUUCCGUGGACUGCGUGCUGGUGCUGGCGCAUGAUCGGUUGUUCGCGGAUCUGCGGGCGGCGUUGCCACGGACCGUGGCCGUGGCCAAGCUCGCAAGGUCGGGCGGCGUCGUGCAGCGGGAACCGGCGCAUCGACGGCGCGCGAGGAACAAGAAGGUCCACGAGUAUUUUUAUGGCCCCCAGAGUCACGUAAGAGGGAUCUACAAGAACGCGGACAAGGAGACUAUUCUGGAAAAGGUCCUGCCGCCGCUCGCCCCCGCGACGCAUGAAUUGCCCUUCAAGAAGGUGAAAGUGUAUCAGGUCAUGGCCGGCGCCGCGCGGGACGACGCCAUGCUCCCCGUCGGUCAGGCAUCUCUCUUAGAACCUUUACAGGUCGUGGCGGUGCCGAUCUCCGCGGCAUUAGUGCACACGGUCAUGGCGGUCUGCCACGUCGACGAGGACGAAGGGGAGGAGGCGCCGGCCGCGUCGUCGACGACGUCGCCGCACCAGCACUUGCUGAACCGGGCGGCGGCGGGGUUUGUGGUCGUCACGAACGUGUCCAUGGACGCGCAGACCCUAACGCUGCUGGCGCCGUGCUCGGGUGGCCUGCCGUCGUGCCAUUUGUUGAUGGGCAAGCUCGAGUGGAUGGAGUCGUCUUAUACGUAA